AUGAUUCGCAGUCCUUCGUUCGCGCUACGAAACAUUGUCCCGCCAAAGGACCCGAAGCCGCUGUGGGCACGGUACACACCCACUGCACUCGAGCGCACUGUGGCACUAAUCAACAGCCAUCCCGUCGUCUUAUUUGCGCGACGCAACUGCGACACCAGCGAGAAGAUGAUCUCUGAACUCGCCAAAUCCCAGAUCGAGUUCCGGCUAGUCUAUCUUGGCGAUAUGACGGCUGGAAACAUCAUCCAACGCCGGCUCCAGGAGCUUACGGGGCAGUGGACUGUGCCCAGCAUGUUUGUCAAGAGCCACCACAUUGGCGACUACAAGGAGACUGUAGAGGCGAUAAAGCACGGCAGAGUCAAACAGAUUCUAGAUUCAGAUCAGUGGAUAGAACUUGUAUACGCGGUGCGCCCGGAUGUGUGGGCCAGAGACGCCAAACUGAAAGACAAGUCGCCAAUGUCUUUUGAUAUGUGCCUGCAAGACUCGCACCGAUUCAACUAUGUUCAUCGACAGCGGUGGGCAAAAGUCAAGCGGUACUGGGGAAUGCAUCCAGCAAUUGAGGAUAUUCCUGCGUAUACUCGGUCAUUUAAGAAACUGUAG
Molecule: messenger RNA, 597 nt
Organism: Linderina pennispora
Lineage: Eukaryota; Fungi; Kickxellomycota; Kickxellomycetes; Kickxellales; Kickxellaceae
Exons: 1
Coding region: 1-597 (198 amino acids)
Biological process (GO): cellular response to oxidative stress
Cellular component (GO): cytoplasm
Molecular function (GO): glutathione disulfide oxidoreductase activity
Source: RefSeq, a predicted model, not a curated record